CUGAGGAAUAAAUAAGGGCAGGAAAGUAAGCGCGGUGGCGAUGGGACAGCGGUUAUUCGUGUGCCCUUCCGCCUAAUAAUAAUAAUAACAACAGUAUUAAUAAUAAUAGUAUCCCGGUAUGAACGUGACCCCCGGUGGCUUGUAGCGGCUCUCUGCGCUCGUGUGUCCGGCAUGGAGGAGCAACAGCUCGGCGCGGCGCUGGACAAGAGCGCGGCGGAGCUCAGCGUCAUGGAUGUGUACGACAUCGCGGCGGCGCUGGGCCUGGAGCUGGAGCGGGUCAUCGAGCGCACCGGCGCGGAGCUGCUGUCCCGGCUUGUGCCGCGGGUCGUGCGGGUGCUGGAGCUGCUGGAGGUGCUGGUCAGCCGGAGCUCCAGCAGCCCGGACACCGACGAGCUGCGGCUGGAGCUGGACAGACUGCGGCUGGAGAGGCUAGAGCGCCUGGAGAAGGAGAAGAAGCACAAGAAGGAGCUAGAGCUGGUGGAGGAUGUGUGGAGAGGUGAAGCUCAGGAUCUCCUCGGUCAGAUCUCUCAGCUGCAGGAGGAGAAUAAAACUCUGCUCAAUAAUCUGUCCAUCAGAGAGAGUCCACUGACGGAGGAGGACAUCCAGAAGCAGGAAGGAAUGACGGAGCGUGAGCGUCAGGUGAUGAAGAAGCUGAAGGAGGUUGUGGACAAACAGAGAGACGAGAUCCGCGCCAAAGACCGCGAGCUCACGCUGAAGAACGACGAUGUGGAGGCGCUGCAGCAGCAGAUGAGUCGUCUGAUGAAGAUUAAUCAGGACGUGCGUCACCGUGUGUCAGUGGUGGAGGCGCAGGGCAAGAGUCUGAUCCAGCAGAAGGUGGAGCUGGAGGCGGCGGCGCAGACACAGCAGCAGGAAGUCAGCAGCCUCAGACAGGAAGUGAGCCGACUGAAGGAGAAGCUGAAGGAGCAGAGCAGGAACAACGAGGAGGAGGCGCAGGAGCCCGUGGGGCCACCCUCACCUGCACAGUCAUGUAAAGUGGCCCCACCCUGGGGUCAGGAUCUGGCCUCUGAGCUCCUGGCUGGGGGUCUGGACCUAAAGGAAGUGCCGCUCCACUUCCUGCCAUCUGCUGUCACAGACGAGUGUGAAGAUGAGGAGGAUGAAGAUGAAGAUGAGCGUGCGUGUUUCUGGGAGGCACUCUGUGAUGACGAUCUGUCCACUGUAGACCUGAAAGACCCCAACCGCCCACGCUUCACCCUGCAGGAGCUGCGGGAUGUCCUGCACGAACGCAAUGAACUCAAAGCCAAAGUCUUCAUGCUGCAGGAGGAGAUCGCCUACUACAAGAGUGAGGAGCAGGAGGAGGAGAACGGCCCGCCGUUACCAGAUCCUUCUGAAACCUUCCGGACAAACCCUCGCUCCAACUUUCAGCCGGAGUCGGGAAUCAAACGCCUGUUUAGCUUCUUCUCGCGGGACAGGAGUGUUUCUCAGCGCAGGAUGAUGCUGAAUGUGGAGCCGGUGGGCGACGCGGUGGGCUCGUGGACUGGGAAACAGGAGGACGUGUACACAGAGACAGCACAGGAGGCUCUGCAGCACAUGUAAACACACACACACACACAUGCGCACUUCACUAGCUGCACAUGUAUCACACUACACACACUCCACCGGCCUCUGUGUGUGUGAUAUUAGACCUCAUCCUGCUGUUACUGUAUGCAGACUCUUCAGUACACACACACACACACACACACACACACACACACACACACACACACGCACACACACACACACACACACACACACACACACACACACCUGCUUUUAAUUCAAAUUGAAUUAUGACGGAGAUGAUGAAGGAUGAAUUAGUGUUAUUUUUCUGUUUUUUAAUGCCAAGGCCAGAGAUAGUUUUAAAAGAAAAGCUGGUGGCAUUACAUGAAGAAUCUUCUGAAAAACACACACCGUGCGGGAAAUACACACAUUCACUCAACACUGAGGUGAAGCUGACAAUGACUUCAGUAUUGAGACUAAAUCACCUGCUUCAGUUUUGUCCUGUUUCAGA
Messenger RNA from Danio aesculapii, 2008 nucleotides. RefSeq names its product Rab interacting lysosomal protein-like 1 (gene rilpl1). NCBI's taxonomy places the organism in Eukaryota, Metazoa, Chordata, Actinopteri, Cypriniformes, Danionidae. Gene Ontology annotation, biological process: cilium assembly. Gene Ontology annotation, molecular function: protein dimerization activity. The record is from RefSeq and is a predicted model, not a curated record. The coding region runs from base 172 to 1554 and encodes 460 amino acids. The transcript has 8 exons. Gene Ontology annotation, cellular component: cytoplasm; ciliary basal body.